CGGCCGCGGCCCUCCGCCGCGCCCUCGCACGCACAUGCGCGCACGUUCCAGGAGUUCUGGAGACCUGGCGGACCCGGGCGCGGAGGGAGGCCUGACGGCGGCGGGGGCGGAGCGCGCCGCGAGUUGGGGGCAUGUCCGCGGCGGGCGCCGUCUAGAGGAACGCCGAGCCGCCGCCACCACGUUCUCACUCUCGGCGAGACGCAAGCGAGCCAGGCCGCGGGCCGCGGCAGCGAUGCAGCGACGGCGGCGCCCUCCGCCUCCUGCCGCUCAGCGGCCGGAGGGCGGCGGGGGCGGCGGGCGCGGCGGUGAGGGCGUGGAGGUGCAGUUCUGCGCUGGGCGCCUGGGUGCGGCCGCCUUGCUCUCGGCCGCGGAAGCGGCGCGCAGCGCGGAGGAGGAGGAGGAGGAGCGGCUGGAGCGCGAGCACUUCUGGAAGAUCAUCAAUGCUUUCCGCUACUACGGCACCAGUAUGCAUGAGCGAGUGAACCGAACAGAAAGACAGUUUCGAUCACUUCCAGAUAAUCAACAGAAACUACUUCCUCAGUUUCUUCUUCACUUGGACAAGAUCCGGAAUUGUGUUGAUCAUAAUCAAGAAAUACUACUGACCGUUGUGAAUGAUUGCAUACACAUGUUUGAAAAUAAAGAAUAUGGAGAAGAUGGCAAUGGAAAGAUAAUGCCAGCAUCUACAUUUGACAUGGAUAAGUUAAAAUCUACAUUGAAACAGUUUGUGAGAGACUGGAGUGAAACUGGUAAAGCAGAAAGGGAUGCCUGCUACCUGCCAAUCAUUACAGAAAUUUUAAAACAUUUUCCAAAAGAAAAAUGGGAUCCUUCUAAAGUAAAUAUUCUGGUACCUGGUGCUGGACUAGGAAGACUGGCCUGGGAAAUAGCUAUGCUAGGGUAUGCUUGUCAAGGAAAUGAAUGGAGUUUUUUUAUGCUCUUUUCUUCCAACUUUGUACUCAACAGAUGUUCUGAAAUUAAUAAAUAUAAACUUUAUCCCUGGAUCCAUCAGUUUAGCAAUAACCGGAAAUCAGCUGAUCAGAUUCGACCCAUCUUUUUCCCUGAUGUUGACCCCCACAGUCUUCCUCCUGGUUCUAACUUUUCUAUGACAGCAGGAGAUUUUCAGGAGAUUUAUUCAGAAUGCAAUACCUGGGACUGUAUUGCCACCUGUUUCUUCAUAGACACAGCUCACAAUGUAAUUGAUUAUAUUGAUACAAUAUGGAAAAUACUCAAGCCAGGUGGAAUUUGGAUAAAUCUUGGUCCUCUGCUGUACCACUUUGAAAAUUUGGCAAAUGAACUAUCCAUAGAAUUGAGCUAUGAGGAUAUAAAAAAUGUUGUCCUGCAAUAUGGAUUCCAGGUAGAGGUGGAAAAAGAAUCUGUAUUAUCAACGUAUACUGUGAAUGAUCUCUCUAUGAUGAAAUACUACUAUGAAUGUGUCUUGUUUGUGGUCCGUAAGCCACAAUAAUGAUUUUAAGUGAUAUCACUUGGAAAAAAAGUUUAAUAAGAUCAAAUACUGAAAUAAACAACUCAAAAUCAACUAUCAGAGACGACAGGACACAACCUCAAAUCAGUGGUGCCUUCUUAUUCCUAACAAAGUUUAGAAAUAGUGUCUAUUUUCUUAAUAACAUGUAUUGCUUUUUUCAGAGAUAUACUAUGCCAUGGAGAUUUGUACUACACAAGUAAAAGUGGAGGAAAUAUCUUGAACUUCAUUGAAGCCCAGAAUUGUCUCUCAAUAGAAAAAACUUAAAACUCCAGUGUCUUCGUGAAACUGUCUCUUGCAAAUCUGCCAUAUUAAUGACUGAUAGUCUUGAAUUCCAUAAUGAUUUUCUUUUUGUUUUAUAUGCAUUGCGCAUGUUAUUUUUAAGGAUCUUCUAUUACAUUCACCCUUUGGAAUUGGGACUUUUGUUUAUUUUGAACCUAAGCAAUGUACACAUAAAAUGAGUAUUCUUUCAUCAUUCAAAUUAGUUGAUUUUAUUUUUUCUAGCUCAGCUGAAUUUAGAGAGGCAUCAGAAUUUCAUUUUUAAUGAUACAUUAAAUUUAAUUGUAUCACAGGUCAGUUAAAAUGCAGUCAGGCAACUGAGAAAUUAAGUCUUUUGGCCACACUAAACUGAACACUAUCAACGCAAACUCAUGGGUCAUUUUGAAAUGUAUAAAAUCUCAGCAUUCUAAAUAAGGAAUAAAGGCUUUUUUUAAAAAGUUCUAGAAAACUGGAAAAAUAGGAAUAAAAUGGGCAAUUUAAAAUAUAUGAUUUCCAACUAGAAUGAAUACAGAAUUUGUUAGUGUGAUGUUUACAGUAAUGUCUUUGAUUAUGUGGAUUAUGAAAGCAAGUACUUUCUUUUUUGUUAAAACAAUUAUGUACUAAUUAAAACUCAAUAGUAUUAAUGUGGAAAAUUAAAUAUGAACUUCAGGGAUAAAUUACUGCCAUGGUCUGUGUCUUCAGUAUCUUAAGUAGCAACCAUCCAUGUAAUUUCAGAUUAUUAACAAUUUUGCUCCCUGAUAGAUGAAGCUUAAACAGUAUGUAUGCUGCUUUAAAUUUCUACCUCAGGCAGAUUUUUAUUGGAGAGAAUUUUCCUUUUUUUUUUAGUAUUUGUUAUUCUGUUUCCAGUAGAUUGGAAAGCAGAGAUGGCUAAUAUUUUAACCUUUUCUUGGAGAAAAGAAAGGACUCUUCUUUUACUUUCAAAGAUUGUGAUUACUUUAAGUGACCUCUUGCAAUUCAGGAUUAGAUGAACUUAAUAAUGUGCUGGUAGCAUAAAUACCAUGUUUUAACAGGAAAACCUGUCCGACUUCAGACUUUUGUUGUGAAUUAGGUUAUAGAAGUCACUACGAAGGAAUUUAGUUUUAGGGUUUGGGGACAGGGUAGAUUUGACAUACAGUGAGGAAGCUUUGGUGAUCUUUGCCACAAUUUUGCAGUAGAGAGUUCAAGGAGUUCAUUACAGUGUCACACUGAAGAAGUCUCUGAAGUUUUGUGUUUUAACUAUUUCUUGCUUUGUGACCCUCAGUACUUGGCAGAUGUUCAUUUGAUGGGAAUACUCAUUACCUACGUGAAUGAACUUGAAAUAAAUUACAAGGGGACAAAAAAAACCCUAAAAUUAAGAAAAAGUAGGGCUGGGGAUUUAGCUCAGUUCUGCCGCCUGCCUUGCAAGCACAAGGUCCCAAGUUAGAUCCCUGGUACCAAAAAACGUAAAGGAGCAUAAUUUUUUUUUAAGUCCAUUAAAUGGCAAGGAAUGCAUGCUAUGUUUGAGUAAUUUAGAAAUGCUUUUUAUUCACUGGCUAAUAUUUACUUUUUUACAACUUGUAUCAAAACAAAUGAUCUUUGUUUUUCUCACAAAGGCAAAAACUGACACUGGUAAGUUGGUUUUAUUACCUAAAAUUACCUAAUGAUGUUACUUCUGUUUCUAAAUUACAGCAUAUAUUUUAGUUAACUCUAAAAUCAGUUAUUUCAUUUGUUUUUAACCUAUUGUUAGUAUUAUUUUUUAAAUGUUCUUAUACAAAUUUGCACCACUUUUUCUUAUAGCUUUUUCAGUUAAUCUAACUUGAAAAUGUGUUAGCAAUGAGUAGUAGAAGUGUCACUGGAAGAUUUAAUUUUGUAUUUCUUAAGUUUAGUUCUAGCUACUAAAAUGUGUAACAUUGAAGUUUUUUUUUUUCCUUCCUUAAAUUAGCUCUAUACACAAAUGUUUUCCUUUUCACUAAGUGGUCAUUGUGCUUGCAUUUUAAAAAAUUUUCAUAUUCUAAAGUGGUGCAGAUUUAAGCUAUGUUAAGUGAGCAAGGUGAUAUAUAUAUACACACACACACAUACAUAUAUGUAUAUGUAAAGAGAAGCCGUAUAAAUCACAGUAUAAAAUUAUGAAGUGUACUGUAUUUAUAUCUAAUUCUCAUUCUAAAAGCUGCCAUAAAGGCUGAAUUGGAAGCUUCAUGUCUGCAUGAAAUUUCCUAUAUUUUUAAUGUAUGAUGGACUUAAUUUUUCUUGGAUAUUAAAGUCUGCCAAUUGCUAUGAAA
This is a messenger RNA of Heterocephalus glaber (naked mole-rat), 3990 nucleotides long. It is a transcript of the gene Carnmt1, whose product is annotated as carnosine N-methyltransferase 1. Gene Ontology annotation, cellular component: cytosol; nucleus. Gene Ontology annotation, biological process: carnosine metabolic process. Gene Ontology annotation, molecular function: carnosine N-methyltransferase activity. The record is from RefSeq and is a predicted model, not a curated record. NCBI's taxonomy places the organism in Eukaryota, Metazoa, Chordata, Mammalia, Rodentia, Bathyergidae.